Molecule: messenger RNA, 4538 nt
Organism: Mya arenaria
Lineage: Eukaryota; Metazoa; Mollusca; Bivalvia; Myida; Myidae
Product: malignant fibrous histiocytoma-amplified sequence 1 homolog
Exons: 4
Coding region: 708-4181 (1157 amino acids)
Molecular function (GO): protein binding
Source: RefSeq, a predicted model, not a curated record
AUACUAAAACUCCCAUUUACGAUUCAAUAUCUCUUUUCAAAAGUUGAAAUCUAAAACAUUCCCAAACAAAAGCUAUCUGUUAGCUAUAUAUGAUAUUCUUUCUCAAGUAUAAUUGUAUAGAAAUCAAUGACACUUUAAAGCUUGCAAUUAUGCAAAUAUAACUACAAUGAGGAAUACUUAGUACGAGCUUCAAAAUAUUACCAGCAAUCUAUAGGUUGAUUGAUUUUUAACUGAAUGAACAUGUUUAUAGUAGUCUAUAAAGUUAUCUAAGGUGUUAAUCAAGCCACAGAUGAAUUAUCAGUGUGCGAAAACUCCAAACACAAACAGAACUUGAACAUGGUAUGAUGGUAGAACAUAUUGUAGUCUUGGUUUAAGUACUUAAUAAAUGGAAAGAAUAAAUAUUUAUGAAAGGAAUAGCAAUGCAAGAGGAGAUAUAAAAAGAUCAGAAGAAUUAGUUUGCUUAUUUGGUAAAACCAAUAGCUAUAAAGACUAACAUGUUAGUUAAAGUAUAGGUUCUUUAGCUUAUGGACAAGUGACUUUCCAGCAGGUUGGGUUGAUUUUCAUAGCUGCACUUCACACAGUUGCCACCUUAUCUACGUUGGCAAUAAGACAAAUGGAUCAAUGUCAUACAAUUACAAGUAACUCAAACUAUGUUUGAAAUGGAAACCAUUUGGACCUAAAGUUUGGACUUUUGGAUAAAAACAGAAAUGACAAAGGGUACAGAAAAGCCCGGGUCAGGGAAGUCGAAGGGCAGUGGUUCCCGUGAAAACAGCCCUAACAAGGGGGGAAAGAAAUCAAGCCCCAGCCCCAGCAGGAAGUCCAAGUCACCGCACAGGAAGGGAACACCCGGUGAACUCAAGUCUGCAAUGCGGAAAGGCAGCGGUAAGGACAAGGGGAAAAAGAAGACGGUUGUCAAAUCACCAGAUCUGACCGCUGACGGGCUUAAGAUUAUAGACAUGUCAGGCCAAGGAAUGACUGUCCUUCCACUAUCAGUUGUAGGAGCAAAGGACACGGGGGAGUUAAUCCUGGCCUCCAACAACCUGAGGUCACUGCCCCCAGAGAUUCGUAGACUGACCACACUGACUAAGCUGGACAUCAGCAGGAAUGGCAUCCGAAGUACCAACCCCAAUGACUUUAGUGGCUUGCCAGCAGAAAUUAAGGAACUCACCAACCUCACCGAGCUGAGAAUCUCUGAGUGCAACCUGCCCUACAUACCACCAGCAAUCUGGACCAUGACACAACUCAGAAUUCUGGAUAUUAGCAGGAACAAGAUAAACAUUCUGUCACCUGAUAUAGGUGAGCUAGUUAACCUGCAGAAGUUGAACCUACAGCAGACCAACAUCACAACUCUGCCCCCGGAGAUUGCUUACUGUCAGGAACUGGAGGAGAUAUUGCUCUGGGGCAAUGUUAUAGAAUCACUGCCUGAAACACUGCCAGAAAUGUUGAAACUACGCACCUUGGCCAUCAACUAUCGCAGUUUCUGUGCCCAAGUGGACUCCUUCCAGGAGUCGGAAGAGCUUCUACGCAAAGGGAAACUCACCUCAGAACAUAUUCCUCUUGUGGUGUUUGAACUUGCAACUCUUGAAGUGCUGGACUUAGAAAACACUAAGAUCAACACUAUACCUGAACUUUCUACAUUUUCGCUUAAAGAGUUUUAUCUAUGCAAGAACUUUCUCAGUAAAGUGCCACCUAGUUUAUUUAAUCUAAAUCACCUCACAAUCCUGGACAUGUCGAACAAUCUUCUUCAGCAACUACCGGAAGAAAUUUCUAGAGUUACAAGUCUAGUUGUCCUUCGACUUGCUAAUAAUCACAUUGAGAGAAUCCCACAAAAAAUCAAAGACCUAGUUAACCUAGAAGAACUGAACAUAUCAAACAAUAGAGUACGCUACAUGCCAAAUGCUAUUGGGGGACUAAAAAUGCUAAGAACACUGUUGGCUGAAAAGAAUGAACUGAGCAGCCUGCCUGAUGAACUUUGCAACCUAGAAAAUUUGGAAACUCUUGACAUCACAGAAAACAGAAUCACUGCUCUGCCAAUGAAGAUGCAUCAACUGAAAAAACUUGCAGCUGCACAUAGCUUUCAGCGGCUUUCAAAGUAUGGUCUCUGGCUGUACAAAAAUCCCAUCCAUACGCCUCCACCAGAGAUCUGGAAAACUGAAAAGCCAGAAAAAAUAUUUGAGUAUCUUAAGAAGCUGGCCAUCAUUAAAACAGAGAAUUUGCAGAGACUAAAGCUUCUCUUCUUUGGUGAGAGCGGAAGUGGGAAAACCAGUCUGAUCAAUGGACUGGUUCAUAGAAAAUCUCUGAUGACAAAAGGAGAGAAAGACAAAACAAGAGCUCUGCAACAAACCAAGAUGAAAACUGAAAAUAACGUUGACUUUAUGCUGAAUGAUUUCGGAGGUGACAAAGCCUACACCAUGAUCUAUCCAAUGUUUGUUGACUCCAAUGCUAUGGUUGUUCUUGUAUACAAUCAUGGAACAUACAGCACUAAUACCCAUUACACAGCUCUUGGAAAGUGGUUGGAAUUUCUGAACACUUAUAUGCCGGGAGUGGUGGUCAAAAUUGUUGGCACUCAUCUUGACAGCUAUGAAGAAUACGCAGUUGAAGAUGAGAAUGGAAACCUCUCAGAAGUACCUUCAAGGUCAGGUUCAUCAAGGUCAGGUGUAUCACCAAGGAGAUCUAGAAUGUCACUUCACUCAGCCAAGUCCAGCCAGUCAGAACGGUCAAUUCAGUCAGGAAGGUCAGUCCGCACACCUGUAAGCACGACACCCCACCCUGAACAUGGUCAGAAUGAAGACUCAAGACCUGGUACCACAUCCCUCAGCAGAUGCAGCGGCAUUGUUAGCCAAUCAAAAUCUGUGCAAGAGUUAGUGAAAACCAAUGUCAUGAGACAAAUGCAGACAUACACAGAAUCUCUGAAACAUGAAUUAGAAGAUCUUGAUGAGAAACUCCAGAGCUCAUCCUUAACAAAGAAGCCUGCCCAAUACAUAAAGCACCUUCAAGUCCAGAGGAAAAAGGUAGAGAACCUGCUACUUCACCCACUACGCAUCAUGCCUGAAAUCUCCUUGGUCAGUAGCAAUGAAGGACUUUAUGGAGUGAAAAGCUUCAUCGAAAGUCUUGAACUCAUGACCAUAGACAAGAAGCUGUUUCCAAAUGCUCAAAGAUCUAUACCACCAGUAUGGAACAAGUUUAAAAUUACUUUGAAGCAAUACAACGGCUAUUCUGUACCCUGGAAGAGGGUUGAGAUGAUGGCAAAAGGUGAAGAGAUGAAACUUGAUGAGCUUCAAGAUUGUUUGCAGUACCUUUGUGAUAGUGGAGAGAUUGUGUGGUGCAGGGAGGUUCCAGUACUAGCCAAGACAGUGUUCCACAAACCUAGGAUACUGAUUCGUCUCAUUUCAUCCAUGUUCAGGCAUGACAUUGAUGAAUUUCUCAGCUUUGAAGACAACAAAGUCUUUCUCAGUAAAGGGAUGUUUAGUGAGGAUGAUUUCCAGAAAGCUAAAGAACUGUUUCUUACUAAUGGCCAAAUAUCUCGACCACUGAUGAACUGUUUCUGGUUCUUUGAAGAGCUGGACUAUGACCACUUCAAUGAUCUGCUAGAAAUGGUUCCCAAUCUUGAUAUUUGCUAUUCCAUUCCCGAGCCUGGAAUGCCAAAGGGCCUGCUGUAUAGCUACCCAAUCAUUGUCCUUCCCUGGUACAACCAGGAUAAAGCAGGGAAUGACUUGACUGAACACUGGAAUGAAGGUCUCACCAGGAUACAUGAUCACCAUACCAUAUCAGUAUCCUACAUAAUGCCUUUGGGAUUACCUGCUGGUCUGUUUGAGAAGAUUUUGUCAACACUACAAAUACAUGUGACAGCUAGACUUGACUGGAAAGAUGCUGUGCUUGGAACAACCAAAACUGAAAUCUUCAAGAUUACAAUGCGAGGUGAAACCCAGGCUUCAGAUAUGGAAACUGACUCUGGUGAUAUUCCACUGUCCAAGUAUACUGAAACAGAACUGAACCUUGCUAUUGUCACUGAGAAGAGCAAUGAAUCAGGGGCAACAAAUCUGCUGAAAGAGCUGACAAGGGAGAUCACUGAUAUUAUGUGCAGGACACCAGGCCUAGUGUGGACUAUUCAAGCGUGUGAGGAAGUCUGGAGCCUUUCUGCUCUUCAGUUUGCUCUGAAGUCAGUACAGUUCAGCAAAUAAGGUCUUUACAAAUCUGACAUACAGUAGUUGCCAAAUGAACUAUACAGUGUUAUAUGGUGUGGUUACUUUUGCUGUGGCCAAAUGCAUAAAGCUUUAUGUUUGUUAUUGCAGAGUGGCUUUUAGUGCUGUCGAUAUGUUCCUUUAAACAGUUGUUGCAAAACUAGCUGUGAUUAUUGCAUUAUUUGUUCAAUGUUGUUCAUUCAAAUGUCAUUCAUACAAAGAUUGUUUUUUAACUAUAUAUUUACACUGAUUAUACAUUAACAUAAUUUUAUAAUAUCCUAUUUAUUUGAAGAAUAUUUAUUUCUAUAAAAUGUUCAUAUAUGCAUGUUUGCAAAGACUGUGAUAUUAAAAUGUGUA